AUGGAAGAAUUAAAAGAAAUCAUAUAUAAAUUGAAAAAAUUAAAAAAGAAUUUAAAUAAUAAAGUUACAAAUAUGAAUUACGGUGAUUACAUGAUUAAUAAUCAUUAUAUUGAAAAAAAAAUUGUUUAUAUUUUGUAUCAAAUAAUAAAGAGCUACUAUUAUUUACUAACUCUUUAUGGUAAAAGAAGUAAAAAAAAGAAAAGAAAAAAGGAAAAUAAGAUAAAAGAUAAAGGCAGAAAUAAGAAUAAAAAGUAUAUAAAUGAAGAAAUUAUUUUAAAAAAAUUGAAGAGAAAAAAAAUAAUACAAAAUAGAUAUACAAAAAAAAUAAAAGAUUUUCUUAAAUCAAACAAAUCAAUUAACAUAUUUAAAAAUUAUGUUGAAAAAAAAUAUUUAAAGCAACAUAUUAACUGUGAUAACAAAAAAAAACGUAAAAUACUAAUAAACAUAGAAACAAAUAUUUAUUUUAAUAAUUUCAUUGCUCACAUAAUCAAUUUUCUAUAUUUUAUUUUUCAAAAUGAUAUUAAUAAUGAAAAUUUCAAAAAUGAUUAUUCAAAUAAUAAAUUAAGAAAUGAAGUACAUAAAUUAUAUAAGAAUUCCAAUUUUAGUAAUUACAAUAUAAUUAAUAAAGAGUCAAUUCAAGGAAAUAAGCAUGUAAGUAUUAUAAACAAAAAAAAUAAAGAAGUAGAAGAUAUUUAUACUAUAUUUAAAGAGAAAAUUCCAAAUAAAAAUAAUAAAUUAUUAAAAGAAUAUAGUUUUUUCAAAGAAGAAAAUAUUAUUAAAAAAGAUAACCUGAAAAUAGCAAAUACAUCUAAUAAAGAAAUAACAUGUAAUGAUUUAGAUGUAAUAAAACAUCCUAUCAAAAAACAAGAGAAAGACGAUAAUAAGAAUAGCGAUGAAAACUAUUUUUUUUUUCAUUUAUAUAAAAAAAAUAUGUAUCUUAUUAAUAAAAAUAUAGAAUCAUAUUAUUAUUAUUAUAAUUCUUUUAUUAUUAGAAGUAUCGAUUCAAAUUUAUUAUACAUUAUUGACAAUGAUAUGAAUUUGUUGAAAAUCUUGUUUUACUUUGAUGUAGUAAACCUUUUUGUUAUUUAUUUAUUUAUUAUAAAUUGUAAAAAUCAAGAAAUGUGUAAAUACUUAUCUAUUUUUUUAAUUAUAAAUAUAAAAUUUAGAAGAAACUUUAAAUUAUAUUUUAAUAAAUUAUUAGAAAAUAAAAAUAUUCCUAUCCUUUUUUAUGUUUUUUCUAACAUUUUAAAGAAAAAUAUAUUUAAAGCAAAUAACAAAAAUAAUGAAAAUAAACUAAUGGUUUCCAUUAAUAAUAAUGUAUCAAAUGAUUCCUUAUAUAAUACUACUUCAUUAAAAAAAAAUAAUUUAUAUUUGAAAAUGAACUUAAAAGAAUUCUAUAUUAUGAAAACUACGAAUGAUAUAAAAGAAAUUAAUAGGAUAAAAAAAAAAAAUAAUACUUUUUUAUUUUUAUACAAAAACAGUGAAUAUAAUAAUGAUGAAAGAUCAUCACUUUUAAUAAGUGAUCAUAAUAAUAUCAACAAAAAGGUAAACAAAAUAAUAAACAUAUAUGACAAAACGAAAGAUAAAAACAAAAAAAAUGAAUAUAUUAAUAAAUCUAGAAUUUCUCAUACUUCUGAUGAAGAAAUCUUAAAAUUUUCAAAAAGUAAAAAUGAAAAAAAAGAAAAACAAUUUUCAUAUGAAAAUUUAUUUAAUUAUUUUAAUACAAUUAAAAAUACUUCAAAUGAAAAAAAUGACUAUUACUAUUAUUAUUCCUUGAUUAAAGAUGAAAAUGAAAUCGAUUCAGUAAAUCUUACAUUAAGUGUUAAUAAUACAAAAGAUGAAAAUAUAUUUUUUUAUAAAAGUUACAUAAUAGAACAUAUUUAUAAUCUUUUUUUAAAUAAAUAUAAUUUAAAACUUAAAAAAAAUACUUAUGUUUCAAAUGAAACAAAAAAAGAAAAUAACACAUCCUUAUUUGAUAAUUACAAAAAAUUAUUUCAUAAUUUUUUUUUUAUUAAAAAUAUUUUAUAA
This is a messenger RNA of Plasmodium relictum, 2028 nucleotides long. Its product is annotated as conserved Plasmodium protein, unknown function. The transcript has a single exon. NCBI's taxonomy places the organism in Eukaryota, Apicomplexa, Aconoidasida, Haemosporida, Plasmodiidae. Bases 1 to 2028 code for a protein of 675 amino acids. The record is from RefSeq and is a predicted model, not a curated record.